Molecule: messenger RNA, 748 nt
Organism: Syzygium oleosum
Lineage: Eukaryota; Viridiplantae; Streptophyta; Magnoliopsida; Myrtales; Myrtaceae
Exons: 1
Coding region: 216-686 (156 amino acids)
Source: RefSeq, a predicted model, not a curated record
ACAUCCAGCUCCUUGGGAUUAGAUGGGGCUAGAACAAUCAGACAAAUCCUUCAUCUCCAUCAUUUAUCCUGUCAUGGGAUUCCAUAAUUCUCUCAGAAAAAGCAGCUAUGGAUGCAAACCAGCCUAUCCCAACUUAUAACGGCAACAAGCAAUGUGAGGCUCUGGUUCUCUCUCACCAUGGCUCAUGCCACAAGCCACGUUCAUGCUAGCCUUGAAUGCUGAUGAAGAAGAAGCAACCAGAGAACCAUGAACCUGAGCAAGAGCUUGAGAUCCUCAAGGCGGUGGCACAAGCCUGGCACAGCCACUCCAGCAGCUCCGGAGCGGCCAGCAGCAGCGAGUUCGACGCCCGCCGGCUUAAUUUCAAGAGCAGGCCUUCCCGGUUCAGGGUCGAGGCAAUGAACAGUAAGUCAAUUGUGCCUUCCAAGGGCAAGGAUGGUCUCGGUGGUGGCCCCUGGGACUUCAGGCAAUCCCUGUGGGAUUCGUACGAGAUCGUGACAGUCGCCAGGAAGCUCGAGGCGCGGUUGAAUUUGGAUGACCCAUUUGGGGAGCUGCCCGGGGCCGGUAGAGUCAUUAGGAGGGAGAGGGAGAGUAGGAAUAGCUUGAGGAAUCUGUUCAAUCUGAUGUCCUCUAGAAGAUUUAAUGAGCCUGAUGCUCCAAGUCCGAGUUUACAAGACAAUCAAUUUUGAUCAUAUUCACCUGACAUUAGCCCCAGCUUUUGACUGUUGUCAAUUCAAUUUCAUUUCUUGCA